UGAAAGGGAAUAGUGGGACUUAACAUUAACGUGUUCUGUCACGCCGACAGGGCAACGGUACUUUUGCUCAGACGCUUUCAAACCCUGCCACGUGGCUAAAACGUACUGGGCAAGCACUCUGGAGCUAGGGAACGACCCCAAACCCGCAGGCGAUCGAAGAGCCAACCCUAUCUGAGAGCCCGCUUCAGUCUUCAGUCUCCGAUUCUCCGAUCCAAUACGGUCUCUCUGCGGUUGAAAAGCCCUCCAAUUCUGACUGAUAGCCCAACCACGUCGCUCCACGUGGCCGGAUCGCCAAAAUGCUCUGCUCGGUCCCGCCAGUCGGAAAGUCUGGGUCGAACUGGCUCGACCGGCUCCGGUCCAACCGAGGCUUCCCGACCACCUCCGACGACAACGACAAUAGCGACAAUCUCGGACUCGACCACUUUCUCCGCAACCAAAACCCUAGCGAAUCGACCCGAUCGAACUCCGGGUCGACUCAGUCCGACAACGAACGGGUCGCUAAUCGGACCCAUGAAAAGGGACAUCAACCACAACGAAAAUUGUAUAAUCUCAUGAGCAAUGUUCUCUCGGAGCUGUUCUUCAUGGACGGUGAUAAUGGUAACAUCCAAAGCUCCAAACUUUCCGGGAAAAAGUUACCCAGGAAACAAACAGCCCCCAAGUCGCUAACCACCUCAACAACAAACAAUAACACUCAUCUCCAACGAGAAGAAGAAGAAAAAAGUCCCGCAUGUACGCCAAAAGACGAGAAUGCCCCGGCAACGGCGUCGUUUGGUUCCGAUAACAGAUUGGCGAAAGUGAAAGAAGGGAAUGUGGAAGCGGAGGAGGAGGAGACGGAGGAGAGAGAGCUGGUGGGGUAUUCGGCGAGUGAGGUGACGGUGAUCGAUACGAGUUUUGGGGUGUGGAAGAGCGAGAAGGUGGUCUUUAGGAGGAAGAACGUGUGGAAAGUUAGGGAGAAGAGAAGGAAAGUGAGGAGCUUUGGGAGGAAGAAGAGGAAAGGGAGUGGUGGGUGUGAUGUUGAUGAUGGUGAUGAUGAAAACGUUGGUGAGUUGAUGAAGAAAGCAAAGGUUUCGGGGUCGGAGUCCGUGGCAGGUUCAAAUCGAGGACAGAAUCCCCAAAAUGACAUACGGGAAGAAGUUUGUAAAGACACUCCAGAUGAUCUUACCCAAGUUCCUAAAAAGAGGUUUCCUUUUUCCAGAUCACCCAGAAAAUCAGGAAAGGGAGGCUCAUCUGUUAUCCUUAUUAAAGGCAUGCUUUCAAGCAAGAAACAUGGAGAAAAGCUUCUCAAAAAAUGCCACCAGGACGCUCGGAGAUAAUUUCAUGAACACAGCUAACCGUCUUGAAUACAACCUCCUAUAAAAUGAGUCUCUCUGCAGUGGCAUCAGCAGUCUUCUAUCAGCAUUUGGUUCUCCUUGCGACUACUUUUCUCUCUGGAAGAAGUAAGGAGUUUGGGGGUUAAUUCACACCUGGACUUCAAACUUCUAGUCUUUAUACAAUUGGUUUAACCAAUCAACAUGGUGUGAAUAUUUUCUAUUCCUUUCAAAAUGAAAAUAUCAUUUUUAUUUUCAUGUUUCUUGUGUACCUCCAAAUUCUGUAUGUGUUUAUGGGUGAGCAUCAGUGUCACCAGUCUUUCUAAAGUGCUACUCACCUCGACCUCAUAUGAGGAACUAGAAAAUUGGAUGAAAUCGAAGGUUAUUAUUUAAAUAUUCUUGUAUAUUGUAGAGGUUUGUUGAUUUGCUUUUAUCCAUGGGGGCAUAAAUCAGAUGGCACGUCCAUUAUUUCCUUUG
This is a messenger RNA of Alnus glutinosa, 1784 nucleotides long. RefSeq lists its product as uncharacterized. The coding region runs from base 297 to 1313 and encodes 338 amino acids. The record is from RefSeq and is a predicted model, not a curated record. NCBI's taxonomy places the organism in Eukaryota, Viridiplantae, Streptophyta, Magnoliopsida, Fagales, Betulaceae. The transcript has 3 exons.